Alligator mississippiensis (American alligator) is the source of this 1717-nucleotide messenger RNA. It is a transcript of the gene PRRT1B, whose product is annotated as proline rich transmembrane protein 1B. Gene Ontology annotation, cellular component: membrane. The annotation marks the transcript as partial. The record is from RefSeq and is a predicted model, not a curated record. The transcript has 3 exons. Lineage: Eukaryota; Metazoa; Chordata; Crocodylia; Alligatoridae.
CUCGGCACGGCCCGGGGGACCCCUGGAGAGCCCGGUGGAGGAGGAGUCGGGGCUGUGGGGACAGGGCAGCAGCAGAGCACCACGUCCCCAGGCCUUGGGGGUGCCGCCAGCCAACCUGCACCUGCCACGCAAGAGGGGCAAGGACCCAAGCGCUCGUUGGGCACCGCCAAUGCUGGCUUUGUGGAGGACCCGCCGCCCUACUCUCCUCCAGACCCAAAGAUGCUUCACUUGCUAUACCCGCCGUUCCAGGCCCCUGACUCAGGACAAGUGCCCAUCACGUACCAGCCAGGACCCAUGCACCACCCUGCCUGCUCCCAGUCGAAUCUACCUCCUGUCUUCUUCCCUUACACGAUUUACAACGGGCCGCCUGGCACUGGGCUUCCGGCACCUGUCAACAGGAGACGUCCGCCCAAGGACUACAUGGUGGAGUCCGUGCUGGUGAUGAUCUUCUGCUGCUUACUGACGGGGAUGAUCGCUCUUGUGUACUCCCAGGAGACACGAGCAGCCCUGGGCAGAGGAGACCUCAUCCAAGCCAAGCUGGCAUCCAGGAAAGCUCGGACCCUGAUCCUCUUCAGUCUGCUCUUCGGCGUGUUUGUGUCUGUCAGCUGGGUCAUCUACGUGGUGGUGGCUCUCUACGUAUGACCAUGCCCGGGAGACAACAGGAUGCAGCACGUUCUCUGCAGAGCUCAGCACUGCCGUCCACAUGAGCAGCAAAGGGACACAUACCUAGCUGGGGGCUAAGAGGAGUGCAGUGGUACAGAGAUCAGAGGGUCUCCCCCACCUCUGCCCCAGUGGCCAGCAGGGAUUGCACAGCACGGGCACGUGCUUCGGCCUGUGUUUGGCACUGCAUUUUCUUCCUUCAGUGCAGUGACCGUACAGGCCCUGCGGUAGCCACAGCCAACCCAACCCAACCGCUUGCACCCAGAGAGCAACAGUCACAAGGAAGCAGCAAAGCCAACAAGAACAAACUGCCCUGCCUCAUCCUGCCCCAGGGGACGGGAAGAUAAAGUGACCCAAGCUCCCCCAGGCUGACUGCCUCAUUGCUUCACUAGCCUGGUCCCAAUCCCAAAACGAGACCUCACCCCUAUGCCAGGUAUCAGGCUGCAACAGCUGCAGGACCCAUCAGCCUCCGUGGCCUCAUUGAGACCCUGGGAGCUCCAUUCCCAGAGCAGCUGCUUAAGGGGAAAGCAAUGAAAGCCCACAGUAGGAUGAAGCCAGGGAGGCUGCAGUAGUGGAGCCCUCCCCUGACAAGGGCAUCCCACGAUAAGUUCACCCUUGUUUCACAGCAUCAGAAAAACCGAGCCUGGAGGACUUUUGCUUUGCUCGUGCUGAGCAAUGAUCUCCCUAGAAACAUCAGAGCAAUAGGAGUCGGCAGAGGGAAAAGCCCCGCGGGAUCAGCUGAAUUACACUUCCCCUUGCCGCACAAUUUGUUUUGGACAAACACCCAAAAGAGUAUCCCAUUUUAUUGGACUGACACAAGAGAUGCUAUGAGCCUACCUGAAUAUAAGCUUCUAACACCCAGAAUCCAGGUUAAAAGCAGAGACCAGCCAACAGAAGCUGUAACCCGAAAGGCAGUGUUAUUUCUGGAUUCCCUAGGCAUCACAGCUCAAAAAAGCUCAUUAUAAAACACCCUCUUUUUAAAAAAAAAAAGGAAAGAAUUUAAGAAACUCUAUUACAGGUCUGUAGCUUCUAUGCAGGGAAGCUACAAAUAAUUUUC